AUGGAUCUCGGCGGGGACGCAGAAAAAGCAAUUAAUCAUGCUUUGGAGAGAGCAGGGUAUAUGGAGUAUCAGCUGCUGGAGGCCCGCGUCCUCCGGAAGUUACAGGAAGAAAUGGAGGAGCUUCUCUCGUCUCGGGACAGUGCGUUAUCAGAAAUACGUGCUCACCGCCAAAGCAUCCAGCAGAUGGUGGAAGAACUAGCAUGCCUUGAUAAAAAGCUCAGCAAAGAAGCCGACUCCAUCUGUACACACUUCGAUACAUGCGUUGCAGAGCUUCGACUAAAGUAUACAAACCAUUUACGACGAGAGAAGGCACGCCUAAAAUCCGUUAGUUAUAACUAG
Messenger RNA from Giardia duodenalis, 339 nucleotides. RefSeq lists its product as uncharacterized. The transcript has a single exon. Lineage: Eukaryota; Fornicata; Diplomonadida; Hexamitidae. The coding region runs from base 1 to 339 and encodes 112 amino acids. The record is from RefSeq and is a predicted model, not a curated record.